Octodon degus (degu) is the source of this 3884-nucleotide messenger RNA. RefSeq names its product cingulin like 1 (gene Cgnl1). The transcript is spliced from 18 exons. Lineage: Eukaryota; Metazoa; Chordata; Mammalia; Rodentia; Octodontidae. The coding region runs from base 90 to 3722 and encodes 1210 amino acids. The record is from RefSeq and is a predicted model, not a curated record. Gene Ontology annotation, cellular component: myosin complex.
CCCCGGGGCGGGCGCCUGGCUCGGGUCGGCUGGAGGCGCUGGUCGGGCCAGGGCGGGGGAGGACGCGGCAAGCGCUGGGACCGUGCACCAUGGAGCUGUACUUUGGUGAAUACCGACACGUGCAGCAGGAGUACGGCGUCCACCUGCGCCUGGCCGGGGACGGCGCCAAGAAGCCACGGAGCUCGCCACACGCCAAGCCGGGCUCCUACGGCGUCAGCAUCAGGGUCCAGGGCAUCGACGGCCACCCCUACAUCGUCCUCAACAACGCAGAGCACUGUCUGCCGGGGAACGGGCCCCCCUUCCCGGCUUCGGGGACGGGGGAGGGCAGCAGGGAGGGCACCCCGCCGCCCGCCCAGCCCGGCCCGCCCGGAGCCCCGAAGCAGCCCUCUCCGCACGAGGGCAGGAACGAUGUCCUGGAGCGAAAAGACGCCCCGGGGAGGUCGUCCCGCCUGCUGAACUUCCAGCGGCACCCCGAGCUUUUGCAGCCCUACGACCCGGGCAAGAAUGAGGCGAACGCGGAGGGUCACCGGGCUCCGGAGAGCGACUGGUUCGGCGGCGCAACAGAGGCGAGCGCCGACGCGAAGACCCAGCCCUGGCCCGGCUGCCCCACGCCUGGCAGCCCGCUGCCCGCCGGCGCCGGCCUGGGCUCCAUCCGGCUGUGCAGCUCGGUGGUCAUAGAGGACCCCAAGAAGCAGACCUCGGUGAGCGUCAACGUGCGCAGCUGCGCCAAGGAAGGGCCGGACGGCGCGGCCGCGAGCAGGAGGCCCCGCGCCGAGCUCGGCAGCGCCCGGCCCGACGUGCUGCCCUUCCGGCGGCAGGACUCGGCGGGCCCGGUGCUGGACGCGCCCGGGUCGCGGAGGUCCUCGUCGUCCUCCGCCACGCCCACCGCCGCCAACGCUCUGUACAGGUUUCUGCUGGACGACCAGGAGGGCGCCAUCCACGCCGACAGCGUCAACCGGCACGAGAACAGGCGGUACAUCCCCUUCCUGCCGGGCACCGGGCGGGACAUCGACACGGGCUCCAUCCCGGGUGUGGACCAGCUAAUUGAAAAGUUUGACCAGAAGUCUGGGCUUCAGAGAAGAGGCAGGGCCGGGAGGCGGAACAGAAUGCACCCGGACGACAGGAAGCGGUCCCGGAGCGUGGACAGCGCCUUUCCCUUCGGCCUGCAGGGCAGCGCCGAGUACCUGACGGAGGUCAGCAGGAACCGGGGCAAGUCCAGCGAGCGCCUCCUGCGCCCGUCGCGGCUGUGUCCCCAGAGGCUGCAGGGCGCGCGCGGCAAGGAGGGGAAGGACCCGGAAGGCAGAGCAAGUCAGGAAGGCGCCGCGGGGGUCGGCACCCCCUCGCUCCCCGCGCCGGCCAGGAAGGAGGAAGAGGUCAGAACAGCCACUGCUACGCUCAUGCUGCAGAGCAAUCGCGCGGCGGCAACCUCAGCGGAUUCCGGGGCCAAGAAAAUUUCCGUGAAGACCUCGCCUUCCAGCUCAAAUGCUCAGGUGACCCCGGAUCUCUUAAAGGGCCAGCAAGAGCUCAGCCAACAAGCCAAUGAGGAGACAGCCAAGCAGAUACUUUACAAUUACCUCAAAGAAGGAAGCUCUGACAAUGAGGAUGCCACUAAAAGGAAAGUCAACUUGGUUUUCGAGAAAAUCCAGACCCUGAAGUCGCGAGCAGCGGGGGAUGCCCAGGAAAGUGUGCAGACUACUAACUCCUCAUCUGAAGUCAAAGAUUUGCUGGAACAGAAAAACAAGUUGACCUCAGAAGUGGCUGAACUUCAGCAGCAGCUUCAACUAGAGGUCAAGAACCAGCAGAACAUACAGAAAGAGAGAGAGCGCCUGAGAGCUGACUUGGAGGAGCUUCGGAGCCAACUGGACAGGCGGGUGGAAGAUAGCGCCCCACUGCAGCAGCGCCUAGAGGAGAGCGAGGCCGAGCUCCGGAAGAGCCUGGAAGAGCUCUUCCAGGUGAAGAUGGAGCGGGAGCAGCACCAGACGGAGAUCCGGGAUCUGCAGGACCAGCUCUCGGAGAUGCACGAUGAGCUGGACAGUGCCAAGCGGUCGGAGGACCGCGAGAAGGCGGCCCUCAUCGAGGAGCUGCUGCAGGCAAAGCGAGACCUUCAUGAUCUGCUGAUCACCAAAGAGGAGCUGGAAGAGCUCCUGAGAAAGCGGGAACGGGAGCUCAUUGCCCUGAAGGGGGCCUUGAAGGAGGAGGUGUCCAGCCACGACCAGGAGAUGGACAAGCUCAAGGAGCAGUAUGACGUGGAGCUGCAGGCCCUGAGGGAGAGCGUGGAGGAGGCCACCAAGAAUGUCGAGGUCCUAGCCAGCCGGAGCAACGCUUCAGAACAGAGCCAGCUGGGGGCUGAGAUGCGGGAGCAGGCGCUGCUGGAGGAGAAGGAGAAGCUGCAGGGCAGAGCCGAGGAACUGGAGCGCAGGGUGGUGGAGCUGCAGGCACAGAUGGAGGACAGCAGAGGAGGCGAGGCCCACGCGGAGGAAGCGCUCCGGAAGUGCGAGCCUGGGAUGUUCUUCCUCUGCCAUCUGCAGAGAGAACUGAGCCGGACCGUCCAGGAGCAGAAGCAGCUGUCGGAGAAGCUGCAGACUGAGACUGCGCAGAAGGAGCAGUUAAAGAGGUUGAAGAACGAGAUGGACAGUGAGCGACGACACCUCAGUGAGACCAUUGAGAAGCUGCAGAAGGAGAUGGCCGACAUUGUGGAGGCCUCACGCAUGUCGACCCUGGAGCUCCAGAACCAGCUGGAUGAGUACAAGGACAAGAACCGCAGGGAGCUCGCGGAAGCACAGAGGCAGCUGAAGGAGAAGUCCCUCGAGGCAGAGAGGUCCCGCCUGGCCGCCGCCACGCUGCAGGACGAGAUGCGCCUAAUGGAGGAGGAGAUUCGGGACUACCAGCGGGCGCAGGACGAGGCGCUCACGAAGAGGCAGCUGCUGGAGCAAGCGCUGCAGGAGCUGGAGCGCGAGCUGGAGGCGAGGAGCCACCUCCGAGAGGACCGCGGCCGGCUGCUGAAGCAGAUGGAGGACAAGGUGGCUCAGCUGGAGACGGAGCUGGAAGAAGAAAGAAGCAACUCAGAUCUGCUGUCUGAGAGGAUCAGCUGGAGCAGGGAGCAGAUGGAGCAGGUGAGGAACGAGCUUCUUCAGGAGCGAGCUGUGCGACAGGACUUGGAGUGUGACAAGAUCUCCCUGGAGAGACAGAACAAAGACUUGAAGAGCCGGAUUGUGCACCUGGAAGGCUCAUACAGGUCCAGUAAGGAAGGGCUGGUGGUGCAGAUGGAGGCGCGGAUCGAGGAGCUGGAGGAACGCCUGGAGAGUGAGGAGAGGGACCGCGCCAGUCUUCAGCUCAGCAACCGCAGGCUGGAGCGGAAGGUGAAGGAGCUGCUGAUGCAAGUGGAUGACGAGCACCUGUCGCUGACCGACCAGAAGGACCAGCUGAGCUUGCGCUUGAAAGCGAUGAAGCGGCAGGUGGAGGAGGCCGAGGAGGAGAUCGACCGGCUGGAGAGUUCUAAGAAGAAGCUGCAGAGGGAGCUGGAGGAGCAGCUGGACCUGAACGAGCAGCUGCAGGGGCAGCUCACCUCCAUGAGGAAGGACUUCAGACUGAAGAAGCUGCCGAGUAAAGUGCUGGACGAUGAGGACGAUGAGGAUGACCUCAGCACCGACGGCGGGAGCCUCUACGAAGCUCCGCUGGGCUUCGCCUUCUCCAGGGACAGCGCCGUGGUCAGCCAGACCUAACCCGGCCCUCCCUGCUGCCGGGCCUCUGCAGCACCCCCGUGGGAGGUAGCGGGGAUCCGGGGGUGCUGGCCACUUUGACGUGGCUCCCUGGGUCUCCAGGGCCUGGUAGGGAGUCACCACUGCACCUGUGUGGGGAGAGGCGCUCGGUGGGCUGGCGUCUGC